UUGUGUUUUUUAUUUAAGUCAGUCGUAUUUUAAGAUUUUUCAAGUGAGUUUUUGUGUUGUCAUUUGUGUUUAUUAAUGUAAUUGGAGUGCUGGAAAGUUUUCAAAAUGCCAGUGUUUCACACGAAAAUUAUCGAGAGCAUCUUGGAGCCGGUGGCUCAACAGGUAUCGCGGCUGGUGAUCUUGCACGAAGAGGCAGAAGAUGGCAACGCUAUGCCCGACCUGGCGCGCCCCGUGCAAGCUGUCUCCCUCGCCGUCAACAAUCUCGUUAAGGUGGGUCAUGAGACGAUCGAGUCGUCAGAGGACGCGAUCCUCCGGCAGGACAUGCCGGGUGCGCUGCGACGCGUGGAGGGUGCGGCGACCUUGCUGCAGCAGGCCUCCGACAUGCUGCGCGCCGACCCAUACUCCGGACCCGCGAGAAAGAAGUUGAUCGAAGGCUCUCGUGGCAUCCUGCAAGGUACAUCUGGUCUUCUGCUAUGCUUUGAUGAGUCAGAAGUCAGGAAAAUUGUCAAGGAAUGCAAAAAGGUGCUCGAUUAUCUAGGAGUUGCUGAGGUGAUAGAUACAAUGGAAGACCUAGUUCAAUUCCUGAGGGACAUCUCACCAGCUCUGUCCAGAGCGGCAAGGGAGGUGGCUGCGCGUGCGGCGGAGCUAACACAUCCGCCGCACGCGGAGACUCUGGCGCGGUGUCUCGAGAGCGUGAAGCAACUCGCGCCCGUCCUCAUCUGCGCCAUGAAGAUAUAUAUACAUAUACUUACUGAAGGUGGCAAGGGAAUGGAGGAGGCGGCAGAGAACAGGAACUACCUCGCCCAGCGUAUGGCUGAUGAAAUACAUGAAAUUAUUCGAGUUCUCCAGCUGACAUCAUACAUAGAGGAUGGUGGUGAGAAGGACAAUGUGUCAUUGCUGAAGGCGCUACAGACACAGAUACACAGUAAAAUGGCACCUGCACAUGAAUUCCUUAAUGACACCUCUGCGCUUCGCAACAGCGGGUCAGAGCGCGCUUUUAGGUCUGUAAUGACGUCAGCGCAGCGCGCUGCUGACCACCUCGCUACAGACCUCAGUGACACUCUGCGUCGCGCCGUCAGGUCUGGAGGUAUCAACGCUGAUCACUUAUGUGAUGAGAGACAGCUCGGCCGCGGCAGGGAGACAAAGGCUUUGAACUUGUCUUCGGAGUUGCGCGGUCAACUGAAUGAAGUGGAGGGGAUAGUGAACGAGGGGGUGAGGGUGGCGGAGAAGCAGGGGGGAAAGACCAUACAAUCCAGACUGGAGAGCGCACACAAGUGGCUGCUGCAGCCGGCGGCGGACGCGCUCACCCGCGCGGAGGGCCAGCGCGCCAUCGCCAGCGUCGUCGCACAGGGACACAGGAUAGCGGAAGGUCUGCAAGGCCGGGAGAAGGCGGAGGUGCUGCAGCUGUGCGGCGACGUGCAGCGGCUGUCGGACAAGCUCGCGGACUUGUGCGCCAGCGGGCUCGGCGACUCACAAGAGGCCAGGGCCAUCACCAGGGAGCUGUCAGACAAGCUGCACGAGCUGAAGCGCGGCAUGGAGCGAGCUGUAGUCAAUCGUGUUGUUGAAGACUUCAUCGACGUCGCUGCACCUCUCAGACACUUUGCUGAUGCUGUUAAUGCACCAGAAGGUAGUCCAGGUCGUGAGGCCAACUUCCUAGAGCGAGCGAGUGCGCUGCAGGCGUUCAGCGCCCGUGCAGCUGCAGCAGCAGGAGUGGUGGCGGCUGCAGCACACGACAAGCGUCUCGCAGACCAGCUCAUACACAACAAGAGAGAGGUGGAAAAGUUGUCUCCGCAACUUAUCGCAGCUGGAAAAAUUCGACUUCAUUACCCUGACAGCAAGGUGGCGGAAGAGCAUUUCAAUAAUUUGAAGAAUCAAUAUGCGGAUGCUGUCCUUCGUGUGAGAGAUUUGUGCGAUCAAGCCGUCGAUCCUUUGGACUUUGUGAGAACUGCUGGUGAAUUAAUGCAGAAACAUACAUAUCUGUGUGAGGACGCGAUACGUAACAAUGACGCACAGAAAAUGGUCGACAACACAUCUGCUAUCGCCAGGUUGGCAAACCGCGUGCUGUUGGUUGGUGGUGCAGAGUGUGAGAACACAGAGGACGGGGAGUUCGGGAGGGCGCUGACUGCGGCUCAGCAGCGGCUGCAGGCCAGCAUCCCGCCAGCAGUGCGCCUCGCCAAGCGGGUUGCGCUGGGGGAGCGCGCAGCAGUGCCCGGCUGGCGCACAGCUAACAACGAGAUAAUGAGUGCAGCGAGCGAGGUGGAGGGAGCUCUGUCUCGACACGCGGUGCGCGCCCCCGCACUGGCCGAGGCUCUGGGGGCGUUGCGGCUGACGGACACGCCCCCACCACGUCCACCCCCACCAGCCCCAACCCCGCCCACAUCCGGCCUGGCCCCGCCCCGCCCACCACCUCCAGACACAGAUGAUGAGGGAGAAGACAUCUUCCGUCGCCAGCCGCAUCCCAGCCAACCUAUUUUGGUGGCGGCACACAAUCUGCACCGCGCAGUGCGGGAGUGGUCCUCCAAAGAUAAUGAGAUCAUCGCAGCCGCCAAGCGCAUGGCCAUCCUCAUGGCGAGACUCUCAGACCUCGUGCGCUCAGACUCUAAAGGUAGUAAACGUGAACUGAUUGCUACCGCGAAGGCGAUCGCAGAGGCUUCAGAGGAGGUCACCAGACUGGCAAAGAAACUCGCUCUCGAAUGUACUGACAAGAGAAUACGUACUAACUUGCUGCAAGUGUGUGAGAGGAUCCCGACUAUUGGAACUCAGCUGAAGAUCCUGUCUACUGUGAAGGCGACCAUGCUCGGAGCUCAGGGCAGCGAAGAAGACCAAGAGGCGACAGAAAUGCUCGUCGGCAACGCACAGAAUCUCAUGCAGAGUGUAAAGGAAACAGUGAAGGCGUCAGAGGGCGCUUCUAUCAAGAUCCGUACCGAGCAGGAUGGGUAUCGUCUGCGUUGGGUACGCCGCUCUCCAUGGUACCAGAUUUAAACACAACCGUACCAGAUUUAUACACAACCGUACCAGAUUUAUACAUGAUAUUAAAUCUGGAUUCAUUCGUACCAAAUACAACAAUUUCGGUACAUAAUACAAUACAGUUUCUUUUAA
Messenger RNA from Papilio machaon (common yellow swallowtail), 3099 nucleotides. RefSeq names its product vinculin (gene Vinc). The record is from RefSeq and is a predicted model, not a curated record. NCBI's taxonomy places the organism in Eukaryota, Metazoa, Arthropoda, Insecta, Lepidoptera, Papilionidae. Gene Ontology annotation, molecular function: actin filament binding. The transcript has 25 exons. Gene Ontology annotation, biological process: cell adhesion. Bases 106 to 2982 code for a protein of 958 amino acids.